AUGGCCGCAUCGUCCACAACGAUCCCACUUCAGAAAAAGCAGGACCCGUCGCCGACGGCAUAUGAACAGGGGUUUCGUACGGAGAAAGGGUCCAAGACAUGGGAGACCAACAAGUGGAGGUCACCUCGCUCCGCCAUGUGGACUCUCAUCUUGUUGGCCGUCGUCGCUGCGUGCGCUGUCCAGAUGGUCUGGUGCCGGCGUUCUUGGAACGUGAAAGGACAAGGUCUUGGUCUUGCACUGGCCAAGCUGCUAGCCCAGCGUGGCGCGCAUGUCGUGAUCUGCAGUCGCUCUGAGGCCAAGCUCAAGACGGCCUUGGCAGACGUAGAGGUACGCAUUUCAAGACUCAGACAGAAAUGCCGCUCUUUCGAAGAGCAACAACUCGACUAUGUGGUCGGCGACGUGUCGACAUUCGAUGGGGCUGCCAAGGCAGUGGCUCAGUGCCCCUUCGUGGCCUCCGCCGUGUUUUGUUGUGCGGGUGGCGCCAAGCCUGGAUUUUUUUUGGAUCAGAAUGAGGCCGACUUUCAACAGGGUAUGAAGCUGGAUUACUGGACGGCACUCGCCACCGCGCAUGUACGUACCUUGAUCCUGACACAGGCUGCUGCAGCUUCGAUGAAGCAGCAUGGUGUGCACGGAAAGAUUGUGUUCGUGAGCAGCGUUCUCGGGUUUAUGGGUAUGGUUGGCUAUGCGCAAUACUCGCCCAUGAAAUAUGCGAUCCGUGGUACCUACUUUCCUGCCACGAUCCUGUCGCCGGGCUUUGAGGAGGAAAACAAGACGAAGCCCUCUCUUACGAAAGAGAUUGAGGGCACCGACGAAGGCCAGACUCCCGAGCAAUGUGCCGCGCAUUUACUGCGAGGCAUCGAACAGAACUACUUUAAUGUGACUGACUGCCUCAUUGGAUCGUUUAUGCGCAUCGCCUCGGGCGGAUGUGCGCCUGGCCAAGGCUGGCUUGCUGACUCGCUCCUUUUGCUGCCAGCGCGCGUACGUAUCUAA
Molecule: messenger RNA, 990 nt
Organism: Malassezia sympodialis ATCC 42132
Lineage: Eukaryota; Fungi; Basidiomycota; Malasseziomycetes; Malasseziales; Malasseziaceae
Gene: TSC10
Exons: 5
Coding region: 1-990 (329 amino acids)
Biological process (GO): sphingolipid biosynthetic process
Cellular component (GO): endoplasmic reticulum membrane
Molecular function (GO): 3-dehydrosphinganine reductase activity
Source: RefSeq, a predicted model, not a curated record